Molecule: messenger RNA, 7668 nt
Organism: Salmo salar (Atlantic salmon)
Lineage: Eukaryota; Metazoa; Chordata; Actinopteri; Salmoniformes; Salmonidae
Source: RefSeq, a predicted model, not a curated record
GAGUUCACAACCGUUUACAGAGUAAGACAACUGCUCUCGCGAGAUCCAAGGGCUCAUGCAAUGGGUCUUAUGAAACAGUUUCACGGAUCUCGCGUGAAUACGCCACUGACGGCAGUGAAAUUGAGGCAGGGGUGAGAGGUACCCAUGAGAUGUUUUGAGAAUUUUUUUUAUACAAUUAUUUAUUUAAAUAAAAAUGGCCGCCGUAAAGAGCGGAGACGAGAGACUUGAAGAUGCCAACCAGAAUCAGAGCUCCAACGACAAGGACCCUAAGACACACAGCAAGCCAAAGAAGGUGAGGCGGGAGCGGACGGAUAUGGAAAAAGAGAGGCUGGAGUCUUCAUCCACCACCACUACUAUGUCCUCCCCUCCUCAUCCUCCAGUCCAACAGCCCAGUGCAGACCAAGACCAGCCGCAGCCGGCUGAGGCGGGGCCCUCGGAGCCCAUGGUUACUGCAGUUGGUGAGGCCUCGGGUCUCUUUGAGUCCCCUGCGUCGCCCAAACAGAGGAGGUCCAUAAUCAGAGACCGUGGUCCUUUGUACGACGACCCCUCUCUACCCCAGGGCUGGACACGUAAACUCAAACAACGCAAGUCUGGGCGGUCCGCCGGAAAGUUUGACGUCUACUUGAUGAACCCAGAGGGGAAAGCCUUCCGUUCCAAGGUGGAGCUGAUCGCCUUCUUCCAGAAGGUCGGAGACACCGCCACCGACCCCAACGACUUCGACUUCACCGUGACAGGGCGUGGCAGUCCCUCCCGCCGCGAGAAGAGACCCCCAAAGAAACCCAAGGUGAUGAAACCGUCAGGGAGGGGCCGGGGUCGGCCGAAGGGGAGUGGGAAGUUACGCCCGGCCAUGGAGGGCGUGGCAAUGAAGCGCGUGGUGGAGAAGAGUCCUGGGAGGCUCUUGGUCAAAAUGCCUUUCAGCGCAUCCAAGGCAUCUGAAGCGGCGGGGCAGCCGUCAUCGCAUGUCGUAGUCGCCAAGAUGCGCCCGGGACGGAAAAGGAAGGCGGAGACAGAACCGCAGACUGCUCCGAAAAAGCGGGGACGUAAGCCAGGGUUGGUGUCAGCGGUAGUUGGGGCGGCGGGUUCAAGUACUUCCUCCUACGCAGCGGCUGCUAUCCUCGCCGCAGAAGCCAAAAGGAAAGCUCAGAAGGAGUCUUCCACUAAGCCGGUGCAGCAGACCGCUCUACCUAUCAAGAAACGCAAGACCAGAGAAACUAUUGAGGAGUUGAAAGACAUUCCAGCUAUAGCCGAGGCAGGGAUAGGGACAGGGAGUGCUGUGGUGGUGGCAGCAGCAGAGAGGACAGACCAGGGACAGAAGGAUCAGGGACAGAAGCUGCCAAAUAGUCCGUGGAAGAAGCACAAGGACAGUCCCGUGACUGCCGGGCUGACCGCAGAGGACAGUGGUGGGGCCAGCGUUGGGUCUAAUAGUGGGGCCAGUGGAGGCGGCAGCAGCAGCAGCGUCACUACCCCAAAGAGUCACAGCCACAAGAGAAAAGAACGUACGCCGCACAAACACCUUCACCAUCGCCAUCACCACCGUCGCCACAGUCACUCCUCUGUAGUGGAGGAUCCUCUUCCCCUACCCUCCCAGCGGCCCCCUCACCACCACUUCCCCGGCUUGACUAUGGGCCUGGUCUCCCAUACAGCGAGGGCCUCGGUUGGGCCAGGGGCCCUACUGCAGAAUGAGCCCCACGACCUGAGCACCUCUAGGGGGCCAUGCCGGGCCAGCACCACCACGGCCAGAGGAGAGAGAGAGGAGGUCAGGGAGGUCAGACAGGACAGGUGUCUAAAGCCUCCGGUAGCUGCAGUGGUGGGAAUGGGUGACACCAGGGCCAACAAGCAUCAUGUGGACGUGGCAGCAGGGACGGUGGAAGGGAGGGAUUUGAGAGACAUUGUAUCCUGCUUAGUCGUACCCAGACCUAGCCGGGAGGAAACGGUCUCAGCCGUACCCAGACCUAGCCGGGAGGAAACGGUCUCAGCCGUACCCAGACCUAGCCGGGAGGAAACGGUCUCAGCCGUACCCAGACCUAGCCGGGAGGAAACGGUCUCAGCCGUACCCAGACCUAGCCGGGAGGAAACGGUCUCAGCCGUACCCAGACCUAGCCGGGAGGAAACGGUCUCAGCCGUACCCACACCUAGCCGGGAGGAAACGGUCUCAGCCGUACCCACACCUAGCCGGGAGGAAACGGUCUCAGCCGUACCCAGACCUAGCCGGGAGGAAACGGUCUCAGCCGUACCCAGAGCUAGCCGGGAGGAAACGGUCGAGUCUCGGACGCCGGUCACUGAAAGGGUUAGUUGACUGCAUUGCAGGACCCAUGUCUGUAAGGAGAGAGGAGACGUUUAGUGCAGCAGUGGAUUUUAUAAAAAAAAACAACAAACAGAAAAUGUGUACAUAAAAACAAAAGGCAGCUGUUGGUUGAUGUUCUUUCUGUGGGUUGGGCUGUUUAUCUGUUUAUUGACAAACAAAUAACGCAGUUUAAUGGACAACCCACAACAGAUUGCUUCCUGAUACAUUUGUACUUUUUUUUUUUUUCAUUGUUUUGUUCUUUCUUUCUGCUUUAAACCUGUUAGUCAUCCACUGCGACCCAUGAUCCUUUGCUCAAAGCUUACAGGACGUGGAGGACCUACACUUCCUGUAUACGUCAUCAGCCGGAAACUAUGGAAUCCAUGGUUUAAGAUACCAUUAUGAAAAUGGGACUGAAACACGGUUGGAUUUGCGUAAAGCCAAGGCACAUGUCCUGUCUGGCCCUUUAUAAGUGGACUUGCCAAUGUUGUUGUUCUGUGCUCCAUGGAUAGAGGCCUCACAAUAUACAUAUGCCAUGCAAGCUGCCACUGCUUCUGUCGUAGCAUCCUCUUAUUACGCACAGGGUGAGUCCAAAAUAGCACUCUGUUCCUCAUUUUAAUGCACUGCUUAUAGGGUCCUGGUCAAACAGUGUGCACUGUAUAGGGAAUAGGGAGCCAUUUUGGAUGAAGUCUCAGUUUCCAGUCCACGCUCUACAGUCUAAGGCCUAUUCAUUUAGGUGACAUGUGUUUUCCUGAACCUAUAUUGUGUCCACACGUCCCAAAUGGUACCCUAUUCCCUAUGUAGUGCACUACUUCAGACCAGAACCCUAAAAUUAGUGCACUACAUAGAGAAGAGGGUAUCAUUUGGGACUCACUCCUGAAGCUUUGAAACUAAAACACUCUUGAUGCUGACAGAUAACUUCCUAUCUGAUGGUUGAGGAGACGAAACCACAGGGUUUUAGAGGCUUAGAUACACCAAUGACGUGUCGUUUGAUGAAUGUUUUGGCUACUGAAAACAGGUUUCAUUUUAUUUAAACGUAUUAGAAUUCCAAUUCUAAUGAUGCCUUUUCUCGUCGUUUACUUAUGUAAUGGAGACUGUAGUCCCACAAAUACACAGAAGCAAAUAAUAGAAUACCAAUCAUUAAAACUGUAUUUAAAAAAAAGAAUUACUAGUAAUGCAAAUUAGAUAGUACAUGGAAAUUUUACCCAGUUUCUCCUAAAUUGAGUGUUUCCCCACAGUCAGAUAGGAAGCUAAAAGCACAACUGGACCCAGGCAUUAUUAUAGCCAAUGCUCCGUAGAUUCGUCAAUACCUAAAGUAUCAAAAGUUUUCUAAUACUCAAAUUACAUCCCAAAGACAUUAUAAAUAACCAAAUUCACUGGAGGAAGAUAUUUUGUUGUCUGUUGUGUGUGUGUGUGUGGGGGGGGGGGGGAAUGUGUCAAUAAUUAAAUGGUAGACAGCAUAGUGGGUCAAUUUCCACAACAACUAAGAGCGUUGAAGAGCGAGGCUCAACUUCUCCACUGUUUUGGUCCCGUGAAAUCGAACCGGUACACAUGCGCAGAUACUGUGUGAGAGCAAUACUUGCUCAUCUCAAUAUCUCCGCUACUGUUCGUGGCAACAUCAUUUAGUCAAGUCUACCUUUUUUUUUUUUAUGUAUUCAGUUGCGUUCUAAAAAUGUAUUUCAAAUAGAAGAUGGAUUUUUUGGGGGGACCAGGAAUAUUUAAACCAGUUUUGACACAGCCACUAUGGAUGUGAACACAGUACUUCUUUCUGCAUGCUACUGGAUUAUCUUCUAUACUCGUGGCUUCAUGAAACUUCCUGUGUUAGACUAGUUGCUUUUCUUUUAGUUUAAACUCGCAGGUAGGAAGAUGUGACACAAAACAAAACAUAACGCAUGCUCGUGGUUUUAGGCGGUUUUAGGAAGCUAGAACCUACUCCAUGGUCACUAUAGAGGGUUUUAGGAAGCUAGAACCUACUCCAUGGUCACUAUAGAGGGUUUUAGGAAGCCAGAACCUACUCCGUGUCCAUGGUCACUAUAGAGGGUUUUAGGAAGCUAGAACCUACUCCAUGGUCACUAUAGAGGGUUUUAGGAAGCUAGAACCUUCUCCAUGGUCACUAUAGAGGGUUUUAGGAAGCUAGAACCUACUCCAUGGUCACUAUAGAGUUUUUUUUUAGGAAUGCUAGAACCUACUCCAUGGUCACUAUAGAGGGUUUUAGGAAGCUAGAACCUACUCCAUGGUCACUAUAGAGGGUUUUAGGAAUGCUAGAACCUACUCUGUGUCCAUGGUCACUAUAGAGGGUUUUAGGAAUGCUAGAACCUACUCUGUGGUCACUAUAGAGGGUUUUAGGAAGCUAGAACCUACUCCAUGGUCACUAUAGAGGGUUUUAGGAAGCUAGAACCUACUCCAUGGUCACUAUAGAAGGUUUUAGGAAGCUAGAACCUACUCCAUGGUCACUAUAGAGGGUUUUAGGAAGCUAGAACCUACUCCAUGGUCACUAUAGAGGGUUUUAGGAAGCUAGAACCUACUCCAUGGUCACUAUAGAGGGUUUUAGGAAGCUAGAACCUACUCCAUGGUCACUAUAGAGGGUUUUAGGAAGCUAGAACCUACUCCAUGGUCACUAUAGAGGGUUUUAGGAAGCUAGAACCUACUCCAUGGUCACUAUAGAGUUUUUUUUUAGGAAUGCUAGAACCUACUCCAUGGUCACUAUAGAGGGUUUUAGGAAGCUAGAACCUACUCCAUGGUCACUAUAGAGGGUUUUAGGAAUGCUAGAACCUACUCUGUGUCCAUGGUCACUAUAGAGGGUUUUAGGAAUGCUAGAACCUACUCUGUGGUCACUAUAGAGGGUUUUAGGAAGCUAGAACCUACUCCAUGGUCACUAUAGAGGGUUUUAGGAAGCUAGAACCUACUCCAUGGUCACUAUAGAAGGUUUUAGGAAGCUAGAACCUACUCCAUGGUCACUAUAGAGGGUUUUAGGAAGCUAGAACCUACUCCAUGGUCACUAUAGAGGGUUUUAGGAAGCUAGAACCUACUCCAUGGUCACUAUAGAGGGUUUUAGGAAGCUAGAACCUACUCCAUGGUCACUAUAGAGGGUUUUAGGAAGCUAGAACCUACUCCAUGGUCACUAUAGAGGGUUUUAGGAAGCUGGAACCUACCAGUGUUUUUAGAUAAGAAAUCAUGUGAACAGUGACAUCAUAGUCGGUCAUAUAUAAAACUUAUGGUUGGAAUUCAAUCAAAUCUGCAUUGAGCAAAAAUCGGCAUUCCUGCGCAGACAAUAGUCUACAAUUUGUGUGUUGAUCACAAGCAAAAUUUAAAUCUGUUUUGUUUCACCCCAUUAACAAUGUCUCGCUAAUUAUAUUAGUUAAUUAAAUUCGUUAAUUACAUUCGUUAAAACAUGCCUUUUUUUUAUUUUGGCUCAAUAACAAAUGUUUUAAUGAGUUUUACCCUACACUCAAUCCCUCAUUCACACAGAAGCAAUUCCAUAAAUUUACCGUAAUGGCCCUGACCAGAAAAACAUUGUUUCUAAUCUGUUCUAAUCUACUCAGUCUUGAAUCUGAAAAACUUAUUCUUGCAUGUCAAAACUCCAGAGAUCAAUUUGUUAUUGACUUCUUACAUUGUAACAUAUUAUGAUAGUAUAGAUUAUUAUUACUUUAAAGUACCAAUAUGUUAAAUCUGGAAUUCUCUGUAAUGGACAUCGUGACGACAGUAUGGAUGUUGUGUAGAGUUGACCUGUUACAGUAGUUUUCUUAAACAGUAGUACUCAGUUUUGGCACAGCACCAGACGUCACAAAACAUAUAUAUAUAUAUAUAUUUUUUAAAUCUGCACGAGAAUGUUUUUUGCCUUCUGUAGAUCAGAUGUAAGAACUGUGAAAGUUUAGACCCCCAUCCUGUCUCCACCUGGGGAGAAUAUUUCCUAUAUCUACUAGAGAUACAGACCCCCAUCCUGUCUCCACCUGGGGAGAAUAUUUCCUAUAUCUACUAGAGAUACAGACCCCCAUCCUGUCUCCACCUGGGGAGAAUAUUUCCUAUAUCUACUAGAGAUACAGACCCCAUCCUGUCUCCACCUGGGGAGAAUAUUUCCUAUAUCUACUAGAGAUACAGACCCCCAUUCUGUCUCCACCUGGGGAGAAUAUUUCCUAUAUCUACUAGAGAUACAGACCCCCAUCCUGUCUCCACCUGGGGAGAAUAUUUCCUAUAUCUACUAGAGAUACAGACCCCCAUCCUGUCUCCACCUGGGGAGAAUAUUUCCUAUAUCUACUAGAGAUACAGACCCCCAUACUGUCUCCACCUGGGGAGAAUAUUUCCUAUAUCUACUAGAGAUACAGACCCCCAUCCUGUCUCCACCUGGGGAGAAUAUUUCCUAUAUCUGCCAGAGGAGGCGUUGUCCUCCUCAAUAAAAUACAAAGUGUAGACAAACAAUAGUUUGGAUGUGGCCCAUAUCUCUCCUCUUGCUUCGCCUCUUCCCUUGCCCUAGUGACUAGGGAGGGGCACAAUGGAUAAUACGAGCUCUCUUGCUCACAAAGGGCUAUGUAAUAUCUUCAAAUUCACAACAGUGCGGGGAGAAAUAACUGUUAAAGUCUAGUGUAUCAAAAACCUGACAUGAUCACACCAUCUGCAUUGUUGCAGUUUGGAUGUUUUGGUACAAGUUGACUGUUUUACUGAGUGAACCCCCAGUGACUCCAAGCACCACUGGCUCUUUCUCUCCCCCCCUCUCUCGUUCUCCCCCCCCGCCCCUCUCGCUUCCCCCUCCAGCUCUUUCUCUCUCCCUCUCUGCAGAUCAUCACAAGGAUCUCUCACACUACACAAAUGCCCUUUCCACCCUACUGAGCCAAGCUGAGCUGAGCUGUACUGUGCUGUCUCCGAUAUUAUUUCCAGCACAGUUCCAGCAACUAUGGUGGAUGCGGAACUAGGUCAGUGCAGUGCAAUUCAGCUUGUCUCAGCGCAGCUCUGUAGUGUGAAAGGAUUUAACGAUACCAGGGGUCUGACUCAGUCUUCAGUAAUACGUCUCCCCUGGUUCAGAAACCUGGAGGUGGAGGCUAGAGGAGGAUAUGCACUUUUCAUGCUCCAUUUAAUAUUUAAUGAAGCAGAAAUGGGAUAUAGUAAAUAUCAAAAAGUAGGAUGAAAAAACGAAUUGGUUACUUUCAGUGCAUUCGGAAAGUAUUCAGACCCCUUGACUUUUUCCAGAUUUUGUUACGUUACAGCCUUAUUCUAAAAUUGAUUAAAUAGGUUUUCCCCUCAUCAAUCUGCACACAAUACCCCAUAAUGACAUCACAAUACCCCAUAAUGACAUCACAAUGCCCCAUAAUGACAUCACAAUGCCCCAUAAUGACAUCACAAUACCCCAUACUGACAAAGUAAAAUCUGUUUUUUUGUACAUUUCUGGAAGAAAC